GCCCUGCCGUCCGCCCUCGCCCCGCGCAGCCACCAUGGGCAACGUGUUGGCCGCCAGCUCGCCGCCCGCGCCGGCCCUCGUGGGGCUGCCGCCGCCGCCGCCCGCGCCGCCGGGCUUCACGCUGCCGCCGCUCGGAAGCGGCCUGAGCGCCGGGGCCAGCGCGGGCCGAGGCGCCGAGCGGCCCUCCGGACCUGCCCCGUCCUCCCCGGGGGCCGCGGACGACGGGGCCUGCGGCUGCCUGCCCAACCCCGGCACGUUCGAGGAGUGCCACCGGAAGUGCAAGGAGCUGUUUCCCAUUCAGAUGGAAGGGGUCAAGCUCACAGUCAACAAGGGUUUGAGUAACCACUUCCAGGUCAACCACACAGUUGCUCUCAGCACAAUCGGGGAGUCCAACUACCACUUCGGGGUCACGUACGUGGGGACCAAGCAGCUGAGUCCCACGGAGGCGUUCCCUGUGCUGGUGGGGGACAUGGACAACAGUGGCAGCCUUAAUGCUCAGGUCAUCCAUCAGCUGGGCCCCGGGCUCAGGUCCAAGGUGGCCAUCCAGACCCAGCAGUCGAAGUUUGUGAACUGGCAAGUAGACGGGGAAUACCGGGGGUCUGACUUCACCGCAGCCGUGACCUUGGGUAACCCUGAUGUGUUGGUGGGCUCAGGAAUCCUCGUGGCCCACUACCUGCAGAGCAUCACACCGAGCCUGGCCCUGGGCGGAGAGCUGGUCUACCACCGGCGGCCCGGGGAGGAGGGCACCGUCAUGUCCCUGGCUGGCAAAUACACACUGAACAACUGGUUGGCAACAGUCACACUGGGCCAGGCAGGCAUGCACGCGACAUAUUACCACAAGGCCAGCGAGCAGCUGCAGGUGGGCGUGGAGUUUGAGGCCAGCACCAGGCUGCAGGACACCAGCGUCUCCUUCGGGUACCAGCUGGACCUGCCCAAGGCCAACCUGCUCUUCCGAGGCUCCGUGGACAGCAACUGGAUCGUGGGCGCCACGCUGGAGAAGAAGCUCCCACCGCUGCCCCUGACGCUGGCCCUCGGCGCCUUCCUGAACCACCGCAAGAACAAGUUCCAGUGCGGCUUCGGCCUCACCAUCGGCUGAGUGCCCGGACCCGCCUCGGCCCGCUCUCUUCCCGCCCUCCUGGGGUCGGGGGCCGUGGCAAGGAGGGGCCCAGGCCCGGGCUGGCAGCCGAAGAGGGGACUUUGUAACUGGGGGCCGUGUCGGGGUCUGACCGUGAGGCAGUGUGCCUGGUGGGCCUGGGAUCCCAGAGGGGAUUCCGGAGGCAAGCGCUGGAGGAAGCGGCGGCCUGGCCACCACCUUGGGGAGCAGCAGCCUGGCCACCAGUGUCCCCUGAAGGCCCUGGCUGGGCCACCCGGGAGGCCACAAGAGGAGCUUUCCCGUUCCUGAUCAGUCCUCCCCGCCCAUCCCCCCACCCCCGUCUAUCCCUCGGUAUAAAUCAUGUUUAUAAGUUAUGGAAGAACCGGGACAUUUUACAGAAAAACAAACAAACAACAAAAAAAAAUACACAUGGA
Molecule: messenger RNA, 1527 nt
Organism: Ochotona princeps (American pika)
Lineage: Eukaryota; Metazoa; Chordata; Mammalia; Lagomorpha; Ochotonidae
Gene: TOMM40
Product: translocase of outer mitochondrial membrane 40
Exons: 9
Coding region: 35-1096 (353 amino acids)
Biological process (GO): protein import into mitochondrial matrix
Cellular component (GO): mitochondrial outer membrane translocase complex; mitochondrial outer membrane
Molecular function (GO): transmembrane protein transporter activity
Source: RefSeq, a predicted model, not a curated record